UGUUGCCUCACUAUUUAAAAGUGUAAAUGUUUGUAAAAACAUUUUAAAUUCUACUUCACAAAGGCAGCACAUGAUCCUCAGGACUCUGGCUGCAGAAUUUUGAAGAGUUUCAGAGCAUUUUUAGCAUUGUCCAAUAAUAAGGACAUGAAGUAGGUUGUUAAUAUUUAGAUGGAAAUUCUGGACAGUCCUGUCACUUUGUGUUGUUCUAGUUUCCUCCAUCUUCUAAAAUCAGCUGCUGCAGCCUAUGCGGUUUCAGGGAGCAUUUAAAUAGUCUUCUCUUAUUAGUCUUAUCACAAGAAGAAGAAAUCCAAACUUCUGAAACUGAAGUCUCUGAGUCUGUCAUCGAACUUCAGACAUGGCCUCUCAUACACAAAAUGCCAAGUGACGUCACCGUGGGGCGGGCCAAUGACAGCUUCAAGGACGAUGGGAUUGUUAUUCCGCUAGUUUUCAGGAAGCUGUGCUGCUACUUUGCGUUAUUUUAUUCAAACUGCGAAGGAAACGCGUAAUUCAAUACACAGCCUUCAACAAAUUUAACACAAAGGCUCAAUGUAAAAAAAAAAUAGAUUAAAGACGAGUACAGCAAUAACCUAUUUUAAAUAACUUUUCAUCACAUCGGAGUGUUCAAGUUUACGAGGGGACUUGAAAGCAACACAAGGAUCAAGCUUGAGAAGAGUAAAACUCGCAGCAACCGAAAAGAAACACCGCAAUCAACAAGUUUGUUUGCUCUUCUGUGAACUACUGCGAUGCGCGCAAAUGUGUUGAGGAGACGUGUAGUUGGUAGUCAGCCACUUUUGUCAUAAAUAUGCCGUAGAGCGGUCUCGGCUCCGUCAGAGUUCUGCUUAUUCGAAUGGAAUUGGAAGUGUGUAAGAAAGCUUAGUUUUAUUAUUAGGACCGCUCGUUUUGGCGGUUCCUUCUUCACGCCAAUGUCGGCCCUAAACUGCUGCGAGGAGCUGGACUUCAGGCUGAUGUUUGAGGAAGACGGCAGGCAGGCAGCAGCUCCAGAUCUGAGCGGGAAAACUCCUCCAGCGUCUACACAGGGUCUGGCUGAGCAGCUGCAGGGCUACCCCCCAUGUUUACCUGCAGGAGCAGGCUACCAUUAUGCUGGCUAUCAAGCCCAGGACCCAUGUCAUGGCCUUCAGGGGACCCCCAGAGCCUUCGACUGCCCCAGCAUACAGAUCACCUCCAUUACUCAUAGCAAUCCUGUGGAAUCUGCCCCUAGCCAAGAGCUUUUUACAAUGGGAGGAGCAGAUGGGGGGUACACUGAGCCAUCCUGGUCAAGAGGUCAGCUGUACCUGCCUCUGGACCCCUGCUAUCGCGACACAACGCUCUGCCCAAGUCCCUGCAGCAGCCUCUCCUCCAAGAGCUGGAUGUCAGACUUGUCCUCCUGUGAGUCCUUCUCGCACAUUUCCGACGACGGGGAGGGGGACCUGAGGGAUGCUGCUCUUCUGGCUAUUGGCUCUCCAGCCGGGUCACCUCUGGGGUCGCCGGGCUGUGGGGGAGGGGCGUUCGGGGUGGAGCUGUGGCAGCAGCAGUACCAGUAUCCUUCAGCCUUCAGCCCAUCACUGUCGCCCCAGCAGUCGCCGAGCCACUCGCCUCGCGCCAGCAUCACAGAGGACAGCUGGCUGAACUGCAGGCCCGGCUCCAGGCCGUCAUCCAGACCCUCCUCCCCGUGCGGGAAGAGACGCCACUCCAGCGCAGACCCCCACACUCGCUCCCCCUCCCCUCAUCACUCAGCCAGCCCCACCCCAGGCACCUCUCCACGGGGCAGUGUGACAGAUGACAUCUGGUUGGGAAGGCCCCCUGCCCUUGGGCCCCCAUUGACGUACGGCUAUCAGGAGCUUGAUGUGCCUUCAAAGACCAGGAGGAAAACAGGAAGCCAGUUUGUCCUCCUGAACAGUCCAGAAGACGCAGCUGCUGAGUCGUACCAAGACUCUCCUGGAGAGGACGUCCGGGAGCAGCAGGGCCUCGCUGAGCUCUUUCUGAAGGUGCCGUCCCACUUCAGCUGGAACAAACCCAAACCUGGAAACCCUCCACUGUUCAGGACCAGGUCCCCCCCUCCUCUGGACUUCCCACUGCCCAGUCACUAUGAGCAGAUGGAGCUGAAGUUGGAGGUCCAGCCCAGGUCUUACCACCGAGCGCAUUAUGAGACGGAGGGCAGCAGAGGAUCCAUUAAAGCAGCUACGGGGGGGCACCCUGUCGUCACCUUAAGUGGAUACCAGGAGCAUCCCGUCAGCCUGCUGCUGUUCAUCGGCACCGCGGACGACCGCCACCUUCGUCCCCAUUCCUUCUACCAGGUCCACCGAGUCACGGGGAAAACCGUCUCCACCGUCUGUCAGGAGAAAGUCCUGGGUGGAACCAAGGUCCUGGAGAUCCCUCUGCUUCCUGAGAAAAGCAUGUCUGCCAGCAUCGACUGCGCUGGGAUCCUCAAGCUGCGUAACGCUGACAUCGAGUUGAAGAAAGGAGAGACGGACGUCGGGCGGAAGAACACGCGGGUGCGUGUGGUGUUCAGGGCCGCCCUGCCGCAGCAGGACGACCGGACGCUGUGGCUGCAGACGGCGUCCAACCCCGUGGAGUGCUCCCAGCGGUCAGGCCAGGAGCUUCCUCAGGUGGACAGCUUCAGUCCUGCCAGCGGCUCUGUGGACGGUGGAGAGGAGCUGCUCAUCGCUGGAGCCAACUUCUCCGCUCAGUCCAGAGUGUUUUUCACCGAAAGGGGGCCUGAUGGAAGAUCCCUGUGGGAGGUGGAGGCUCGACUCCUGCCUGAAAAGUGCAGUGAAUCCGGCAUUGCGGUGGAGAUCCCUCCCUACAGCAAGAGGGCGGCCUGUCCCUUCCAUGUUCAGUUUUAUGUCUCCAAUGGGAAACGGAGGAGGAGCCUCAUGCAGAGCUUCACAUACGUGGCUGCAGUCAGACGUCAGCAUGCUGGGGUCAAAGAGGAGUCCCCCUACGAUCCGGCUGCUCUGCACGCCGCCUGCAUUCAGACGUCCAGCCAGAAUCCAGAUCUUCUGCCGGAUCUGGGAUGUUUUGCUCCUCACGACCUCCUGAUGCAGUGUCGCCUGUCUUCCUCCCCUCGUCUCCAUCAUCUUCCUCCCACUUCCCAUCCGCUGGAGUCUUUUCUGUUUCCUCCGUCAGCCCCUCCUCAGACGUCUGCUCCUUUUCAGACCUCAGCCAUGCCUCCUCCGCUCCUCCCUAUCCCUCCUCCGAUCACCUCGCUUUCCGCCGAGGCCUCCUCUGGCCCCCUGCAACCUGUCCCCCCCCCCCCUCCCCUGGGGAGUCUUACCACCCUACAUUUACCAGUGUAGGAGGCACCUUCAAACCUCCCGCUGGCUGCCAGAAGACCCCCCCGCUUCCCGCCUCUGCAGAUGUGCCGUGCAUCAAGAAGGAGCCUGAGGAGCGGGCGAACCCCAAACCCCUGGGUCUGCAGGAAAUCACGCUGGAUGAUGUGAACGAGAUCAUCGACAGAGACUUUGGCGCCCUGAGCGGCUGUGUGGAGCCCCACCUGUGACCAGAAGGGGCGGAGUCGCACCACCUCCCGAUCCCGCUGAAGGCCGUAGCUUCCUCAGAUGGUUUGUUGGCACGGAGCGGAUCUACAAGUGCCUGCUGUCCCCGCCCCCAGCGCUGGUGACGCCACGCCCCGCCCCUCUUCCCUCGCCCGUCUCAGGAACUUCAACCAAAGAGUCGUCCCGCCGUGAAGUUGGACUGGGAUUGGACGCAAACGCAGCCUUCUACCAGGCACCAAAGUUGCAUAAAAAUGAGAAAAGACCUUUAUUUUUUGGUCAUGUGAUUUUAAAAAACUAUUUUUGAUACACUGGUUCUGGUCCUGUGAAAGUAAAGCUGUUCAGGCUCAUCUUUUCAUGUUUGCUGCUGAGGCAGAUCUGCUGUGACGUGAAGCUAAAAGAUUUCAGUUCUAAGUUCAAAUAAAACAUUUGAAGCUUUGA
Oryzias latipes (Japanese medaka) is the source of this 3932-nucleotide messenger RNA. RefSeq names its product nuclear factor of activated T-cells, cytoplasmic 3-like. Gene Ontology annotation, cellular component: transcription regulator complex. The record is from RefSeq and is a predicted model, not a curated record. Gene Ontology annotation, molecular function: transcription factor binding; RNA polymerase II cis-regulatory region sequence-specific DNA binding; DNA-binding transcription factor activity, RNA polymerase II-specific. Gene Ontology annotation, biological process: cytokine production; regulation of transcription by RNA polymerase II; calcineurin-NFAT signaling cascade. Lineage: Eukaryota; Metazoa; Chordata; Actinopteri; Beloniformes; Adrianichthyidae.